This is a messenger RNA of Aspergillus oryzae RIB40, 1572 nucleotides long. It is a transcript of the gene pdeA, whose product is annotated as 3',5'-cyclic-nucleotide phosphodiesterase PDE1. Gene Ontology annotation, biological process: cAMP catabolic process; cGMP catabolic process; negative regulation of glucose mediated signaling pathway. Bases 1 to 1572 code for a protein of 523 amino acids. NCBI's taxonomy places the organism in Eukaryota, Fungi, Ascomycota, Eurotiomycetes, Eurotiales, Aspergillaceae. The transcript is spliced from 3 exons. The record is from RefSeq and is a predicted model, not a curated record. Gene Ontology annotation, molecular function: 3',5'-cyclic-AMP phosphodiesterase activity; 3',5'-cyclic-GMP phosphodiesterase activity.
AUGAACCAGUCACGAACCAAAAGGGCUUCGGGGAGAGGAAAAGGAAGGGUGAAAACAAAGCAGGAUAUUGCAGACCCAGAGCUCAACGUUGAAGCUCUUACAACGGGUCCGUUUGGGAGACCCCCAGAGCCUGGCAAAGGAGAUUUACAAGUAAUUGUCUUGGGUCCAACAGGAGGCCCACGGGAGGAUCGAGUCACGGGGCUUCUAGUCCGGUCGACAUCAACCAGCUGGAGACCAGAUACCGUGAUUGCCGUCGAUGCGGGGACCCUACUCAGUGGAAUAAUUCAUAUCCUAGAAACAUACAACGACAUGGACGAGAUGAUAGUUCAGACUGGCCCGUUUACCGAAAUGCCUCUACCUUUUCAGACUGCUCCAGCGAAUGCAGCACACAUCCUGCGAGAAGUCAUUGGAACCAUCUUGGUCACACAUCCGCACUUAGACCAUUUCUCAGGAUUUGCCAUGAACUCACCAAUCCUAGAGGCAACAAACGGCCCCAAGACAGUGGCUGCACUACCUUCUGUCAUCUCCGCCAUCAAGACUCAUAUUUUCAACGAAGUGAUCUGGCCUAACCUCUCAGACGAAGACGGUGGCGCAGGUCUGAUCACCUAUCAACGUUUGCAGGAGGGAGGCAACCUAAGGAUGGGCCGAGAUGAAACGAGAGGCUAUACCCGGGCUUGUGAGGGCUUGUACUACAGAUGUUUUGGCGUCAGUCAUGGGUGUACUAGGAGACACUAUGCCCCCGAAGCUGAGAUGCGGCGCUCGUUAAGUAAUGCAAUGUACCUGGGUGAUCCAUUCAUGAUGCGUUCGGCUUCAAGAGCUGCUAUCUCUUUGACUCAAGAAGAGCCGGGGUAUAUGUCUCCGGCUAUGCCUAGACCCUCAAACCCGCGAGAUACCUGGAUGAGCGUUGAAAGCUCUGCAUUUUUCAUACGCGAACAACACUCGGGCCGCGAGAUUAUCAUUUUCGGUGACGUUGAACCCGAUUCGAUCUCAGUCGAGCCCCGCAACAAGCGUGUUUGGGAGGCGGCAGCUCCUCGUAUAGCCUCAGGGAAGCUACGCGCGAUCUUCAUCGAAUGCUCUUAUACUGAUGAUGUGGAGGAUGAGUCCUUGUACGGCCAUCUUUGCCCCCGACACUUAAUUGCAGAACUCAAGGUGCUGGCUAGCGAAGUUAUAAAGGCCAAAUACCCAAGCAGCUCGGGGAUUGGCAAACGCAAACGCCCUAGCAGAGAGACACCCGCAGGUUCGCAGCCAACGAGCCCUAAGACUCGGCGGUCACAAGACGUGCUUCCUGGGUCUUCUACAACGGCUAUUACCAGCGCCCCCCAGGUAGUGGCCGGCAGUUCUACUGAGCCUUCUGGUACUGGAGCUACAGGAACACUGGAUGCGGAGUCUAACUGGCCACAUGAGGCACCCUUGAUUCACUUAAAGGUUUAUCUCAUUCACAUUAAGGAAGACAUGGAUGGUGGCCCGUGUCCAAGUGAUACGAUCGUGACACAACUUCGAGACCAGGCGCAGGCUGCUAAUCUAGGAUGCGAAUUCCAUGCCCCCAAACGUGGCGAGAGUGUUCAAAUCUAA